CAGACCGAUCAGCAUAUCAGCAUAUCUGAGUAUCGUUCUUUGACAAAUCUACUCAUGAUGUCAAGCGGAGGCGUCGAGAAACGCGGGUCUGCGUCCACGGUGCGAGCUUGUGAUCUGUGUCGCAAACGGAAGCGAAGAUGCGUGUGGAACUCCGGUUCUCAGGGCUGCUCGCCGUGCACCAAUCUGAAAGAAACAUGCAUGACCACGUACACGCGCAAACAAAGGUCGAAACCACAAAGAGGCACGCGCAUAGCCGAGUAUGAGGAUCGCAUAAAGAGAUUGGAGUCGCUGCUACAUGAGCGGAACGUGGCACAACCACACGUGCGCCAACAACCUGUCAUGCAAGCAACAGAACAUUCACCUCCAAUCUCAGCAUGGGUAAAUUCAUUGCGUCAUGAGGUGGAGGCGGGCCCUCAUCCCCAACUUCCAGACUUCGACCCUUUUGACAUAGAGAGCUUCCUACCAGACAAUGAUGGCCUGUUUGCAGACGGCCUGGGCGCACUGUCUACUGGCGAUUCCAUUCAUGACUCUUCAACAUUGGAUCCCCCCUUGCAGGUUCCUUUGGAUGGCAUUUAUUCCUCCGCUGACUUCCAGGAGGAUGCUGCCUUCCUACAAGCUGCACAAUUUGGGCCGGAACCGACCGAGGAUGUCAGUCUACUACCGCUGCCAACAGUAACCAGUCUAACCAGUGACUGGUAUCUGCCACCCCCAGAGCUCGGAACUACACUGCUUGCGGAGUUCCUGACUGACCUAAACACCGCAUAUCCGCUCUACCAGCCGCAUGUCAUAGCCGAUCACCUUCGAACAUGCUAUGCAGGGCUGCCUGAUGAUUCGGCCAUCGCUUGGACGAGUGCGUACAUUGUAUUUGGUAUGGCACAUCAUAUGCGUGGCAUGAGCGUAAAUGGUGCCAACUAUAAUAUGGACAUGGCUCAGUAUUACCUUGCCCGCGCCUACUCGACACUUGACACUCUUCUCACAGCGCCGCCAUCCCUAGGACAGGUCCAAUGUCUUAUCGGCAUUGCGCUACUAAUCGUCGCCAGCCCAUGCAGUAACAAGAAGCCAGCGGGUCAAUUUGUCUCUACCGCCCUCCGUGUCAUUAGAAGUCUAGCCAACGAAGGCAGGAAAAGCAAUGCAACAGCGCAGGAGCUAAGUGACGGCGCACAACAGCGUCGUGUUUUCUGGAUCUGCUUCACCAAUGACAUCAGUCUGAGCAUCUUGAGCAACACGCAACCAACCCAUCAACUCCAAGACGUAGCCAACUGCUCCGACUUUGUAGCCGACGAGCUCGGCGCGCUCACUGCGACCGAGGGUACCUGGCGAGCGCAUAUAUUCUGGCUCUUCACAAGGAUAGCCUUACUUCAGACCGAAGCCAUCGACCAGGUGCUCUCUCGCAGGACAUGUAACACAACUCCGCUGGACUUAAGCGCUGCAUCAACUAUCGUGCUCGCACGCUUGCAGGCCUUUCACGAGCAACAUCACAUUUUCCAACUUUCCGCUGGCCAGUUGGAACAGAUAUUGUAUCAAGCAGAUAUCUGUCAUUGUGUUGCGCUGGAGGCUUACUACUUCGGGACUGUAUAUCGACUACAUGCGUUCAUGGCGUUAGACAUGAGUUCGGAGACGAAUCCCUUCGAGCUGGACGGCUUGAUCAGGAUGUCGAAGAUGAAGCAACACAAAGCAUAUCUGGAGGCACAACGGCUGCUGAGUCUACUGCCAGUAGCACCUCGCGGCAAUGUUGCCUUGUACUGGAUGGUAUAUCCCUAUCUCAUCGCAGCACUCGUCACCAUUCUUGCGCAUCAUAUCCAGAAUCCAGCUGAGAUGGCUCCAUCGGCUGCCGAAAUGCGUAUCUAUGGGCAGCUACUCGCUGAUCUCGAUACUAUGGUUCUUGCAGGCGACGACCCGGACAUGGAAGCGAAAAGAAACCUUUGCAAGUGCUUGUUAUCGACCUUCGAGGCGCGGCACCGUGCUUACGAUAUGGGCGAAGCUCCAGGAUGUAUUACAGUGACGAGUUGAGGACUAUGAGAACUUGACGAUCGCGCAGGGGUGCUGGCAAUGUCGCCGUGUUAAUCAAUCGCAGUGCCGCGAAAGAGAUCGAAUAUUUCAUGGGAGUUACUAUUAGCGAUAGGUAGCUGCGUUAUUGGUAACGCUUUCGUCUUUGCAGAUACAGCGCAGUGCUAGUGAUCCUGGGCCCGAUGGGAGUGACGUAGCUUGAUUAUAUUCCGAUCUGUGAACAGUUCUAAUCAACAACGGAAGCAGUGAAGAGAUUUCACUCUUAUCACUAAGACUUGCUUAAAGGCUCUUCUUUGGCGAUACCCUAUGUUGAGCUCCAGCGCUCUGAUACGUCAUGCCACGGUCUGUCAAGCCACCACUGACUUCGAUUCACAUAUAAGAGUAGUACAUUCUGCGAUAAC
This is a messenger RNA of Alternaria rosae, 2408 nucleotides long. RefSeq lists its product as uncharacterized. Gene Ontology annotation, molecular function: zinc ion binding; DNA binding; DNA-binding transcription factor activity, RNA polymerase II-specific. The transcript has 4 exons. Gene Ontology annotation, biological process: regulation of DNA-templated transcription; DNA-templated transcription. Bases 55 to 2010 code for a protein of 651 amino acids. The record is from RefSeq and is a predicted model, not a curated record. Lineage: Eukaryota; Fungi; Ascomycota; Dothideomycetes; Pleosporales; Pleosporaceae.